AAAAAAACAUUGAUCUAAUUUUUAUUGUAGCUCGUCGGAUUAUUAUCAUCAAUUCUUGCAAUUAUUUUUCUUUUAACAUGUCUUUAUUAUUUGAUUGGUCGUCGUCGAUAUUUCAAUGAAUCCGAUAGUCCAACACCGGUUGCUCUUGUAGAAAAAAACGGAGUAUCAGGAAUACCGGUUACAACUUCAUCACAAACAGCAACUACAACUUUUAUGAAUGAACCAGGCAAAGAAACAAAAAUUAGUACUUAUACAGAACAAGGUUUAACUUCAAAUGGUAAUGGAGAUUUUAUGCUUGGAAUGCCAACAAUGGGUAAUGGACAUACAGGUUCAUCAAGUACAAAUGGCCUUUUGGCAAAUGGUAGUGCUGAUCCAAGUGAACUUCGUUUACUUCAACAUGAACAUCAUUAA
Adineta steineri is the source of this 411-nucleotide messenger RNA. Lineage: Eukaryota; Metazoa; Rotifera; Eurotatoria; Adinetida; Adinetidae. The record is from the annotation of a GenBank genome assembly.